CCGCGUGCUGACGCCAUGGCGCUGAGGCUCCCAGGAACGAGGUCGCUCGCUCUCGUUAGCCUAGUCCUGGUUUUGGGGCUCCCUGCUGAUGCUGGGCUUUCUCAGAAGCACGUUUCCGACGUGGUGGAUGACAGCAAAGACAACAUCACCAUUUUCACCCGCAUCCUGGACAGGCUGUUGGACGGAUACGACAACCGCCUGAGACCCGGACUCGGAGACAGUGUAACUGAAGUCAAGACAGACAUCUACGUGACGAGUUUCGGCCCAGUCUCGGACACAGAUAUGGAAUACACUAUUGAUGUCUUUUUCCGGCAGUCCUGGAGGGAUGAAAGGCUGAAGUUUGAUGGGCCCAUGAAAAUACUUCCCCUGAACAACCUGCUGGCCAGUAAGAUCUGGACUCCUGAUACUUUCUUCCACAACGGGAAGAAAUCUGUCGCCCAUAACAUGACAACACCUAACAAGCUGCUGCGCCUGGUGGACAAUGGCACCCUCCUGUACACCAUGAGGCUAACGAUUCAUGCAGAGUGCCCCAUGCACCUGGAGGACUUCCCAAUGGAUGUGCAUGCCUGCCCACUGAAAUUUGGGAGCUAUGCCUACACAAAGACAGAGGUGAUCUACACCUGGACGCUGGGGAAGGACAAAUCAGUGGAAGUAGCAAAGGGGGGAUCUCGCCUCAACCAGUAUGACCUUCUGGGCCAUGUUGUUGGGACAGAGAUGGUUCGAUCCAGCACAGGGGAGUAUGUUGUCAUGACCACACACUUCCACCUGAAGAGGAAGAUUGGGUACUUUGUGAUACAGACCUACCUGCCCUGCAUUAUGACGGUCAUCCUGUCCCAGGUCUCCUUCUGGCUAAACAGGGAAUCUGUUCCUGCCCGAACGGUUUUUGGUGUCACCACUGUCCUCACCAUGACCACACUAAGCAUCAGCGCAAGAAACUCCUUACCUAAAGUGGCGUACGCGACGGCCAUGGACUGGUUCAUAGCCGUCUGUUACGCCUUUGUGUUUUCUGCGCUGAUCGAAUUCGCCACUGUCAACUACUUCACCAAGCGCAGCUGGGCUUGGGAUGGCAAGAAGGUGCUGGAGGCCCAAGAGAUGAAGAAAAAGGAGCCGGUGGCACUGGCGAAGAAGACCAACAACACCUACAACAUCGUCGGCACCACCUAUGCCCUCAACAUCGCCAAGGACCCCGGGCUGCCCACCAUCGCCAAGAGCGCUGCCGCCGCCGCCACCACCAACGUACCCCCGAAGCUGCCCCGCAUGGAGGAGAAGCUCCCAGAGAGUAAGAAGACCUACAACAGUGUCAGCAAGGUAGACAAGAUGUCCCGCAUCGUCUUCCCAGUCCUCUUUGCCAUUUUCAACCUCGUCUACUGGGCCACGUACGUAAACCGGGAGUCAGCUAUCAAGGGAAUGAUCCCCAAACAAUAA
Messenger RNA from Indicator indicator, 1425 nucleotides. It is a transcript of the gene GABRA3, whose product is annotated as gamma-aminobutyric acid type A receptor subunit alpha3. Gene Ontology annotation, biological process: synaptic transmission, GABAergic; monoatomic ion transmembrane transport; regulation of postsynaptic membrane potential. The coding region runs from base 16 to 1425 and encodes 469 amino acids. Gene Ontology annotation, molecular function: benzodiazepine receptor activity; transmitter-gated monoatomic ion channel activity involved in regulation of postsynaptic membrane potential; GABA-A receptor activity. NCBI's taxonomy places the organism in Eukaryota, Metazoa, Chordata, Aves, Piciformes, Indicatoridae. The transcript has 9 exons. The record is from RefSeq and is a predicted model, not a curated record. Gene Ontology annotation, cellular component: neuron projection; dendrite membrane; postsynapse.